GGCCGCGGCUCGGGCGGCGGCGAUGGCGGCCGCGGCGGCCGCGCUGGGCCCGGCGCCGGCCCUCUGCCGCUCCGUGCACUGGUUCCGCCGCGGGCUGCGGCUCCACGACAACCCCGCGCUGCAGGAAGCGCUGCGGGACGCCACGUCCCUCCGCUGCAUCUAUAUCCUGGACCCCUGGUUCGCCGCCUCCUCCGCCGUGGGCAUCAACCGCUGGCGAUUUCUUCUCCAGUCCCUGGAAGAUCUGGACAACAGUUUAAGGAAACUGAACUCUCGCUUGUUUGUCGUGCGAGGGCAGCCAACAGAUGUCUUCCCAAGACUCUUUAAAGAAUGGGGAGUCACUCGUCUCACCUUUGAAUACGACUCGGAGCCGUUUGGAAAGGAGAGGGAUGCAGCUAUCAUCAAACUGGCCAAGGAGGCUGGUGUGGAAGUGGUGAUAGAGAACUCCCACACUCUCUAUGACCUGGACAGAAUAAUUGAGCUGAAUGGCCACAAGCCACCCCUCACCUACAAGCGCUUCCAGGCCAUCAUUAGCCGUAUGGAGCUCCCAAAGAAGCCAGUGAGCACUGUAAUAAGUCAGCAGAUGGAAACAUGUAAAGUGGACAUCCAGGAAAACCAUGAUGAUGUCUAUGGGGUCCCAUCCCUGGAAGAGCUGGGCUUUCCUACAGAUGGUCUUGCCCCUGCAGUUUGGCAAGGAGGGGAGACGGAAGCUCUGGCACGGCUGGAUAAACACUUGGAAAGAAAGGCAUGGGUUGCGAAUUACGAAAGACCAAGGAUGAACGCCAAUUCAUUGCUGGCCAGCCCUACAGGACUCAGUCCCUACCUGCGUUUUGGCUGCUUGUCCUGCCGCUUGUUUUACUAUCGUCUCUGGGAGCUGUAUAAGAAGGUGAAGCGGAACAGCACACCCCCCCUCUCUCUGUAUGGACAGCUUCUGUGGCGGGAGUUCUUCUACACAGCAGCCACCAACAACCCGAAGUUUGAUCGCAUGGAGGGGAAUCCCAUCUGCAUACAGAUCCCCUGGGACAGGAACCCUGAAGCCUUGGCAAAGUGGGCAGAGGGCAAGACAGGCUUCCCUUGGAUUGAUGCAAUCAUGACUCAACUGAGACAAGAAGGGUGGAUCCACCAUCUGGCCAGGCACGCAGUGGCCUGCUUCCUGACCAGGGGUGACCUCUGGAUCAGCUGGGAGUCAGGAGUCAGGGUGUUUGACGAACUGCUACUGGAUGCAGAUUUCAGUGUGAACGCAGGCAGCUGGAUGUGGCUCUCGUGCAGCGCAUUCUUCCAGCAGUUCUUCCACUGUUACUGUCCUGUGGGCUUCGGACGGCGCACAGACCCCAGUGGUGACUAUGUAAAGAGGUAUCUGCCCAAACUAAAGGGUUUCCCCUCACGAUAUAUAUAUGAACCGUGGAAUGCCCCAGAGUCUGUGCAGAAGGCAGCCAAGUGCAUCAUUGGGGUGGACUACCCCAAACCCAUGGUGAACCAUGCAGAGACCAGCCGACUGAACAUCGAGCGCAUGAAGCAGAUCUACCAGCAGCUGUCACGCUACAGGGGCCUCUGUUUACUGGCAUCUGUCCCUUCAUGUGUGGAAGAUCUCAGUGGCCCAGUCACAGACUCAGCUUCGGGGCAGGGCUGCAGCACCAGUACAGCAGUGAGGCUGUCUCAAGCAGACCAGGCUUCUCCAAAACGCAAACACGAGGGAGUGGACGAGCCAUGCACUGAAGAACUGUACAAAAGAGCCAAAGUGACAGGUCUCCCAGCUUCAGAGAUCCCUGGAAAGAGUUCGUGAUUCCAGCGACAAGCACCUUGCAAGUGAAGAGGGAGAGUGCUGAAGAGGUGACCAGAAGAGUAGGAACUGCUGUCACAGAGGGACUGGAACUUGUGAUCCGCAACAGAAAAUCCGGGGUCUCAUAUAACCGUGUAAUUCCAAUAGCUGCCACAGAAGGGCACUGCAUUACUCGUGCUUGGGAAUAUUUGGCUUUCUGGUCUUCAGAGAGCCAAAUACAUCUCUUCUCAGCCAUGCCCAAAAUCUGCCCACAUUAAAGAGGGCAAGAACCUUCUGUCAA
Molecule: messenger RNA, 2057 nt
Organism: Corvus hawaiiensis (hawaiian crow)
Lineage: Eukaryota; Metazoa; Chordata; Aves; Passeriformes; Corvidae
Gene: CRY2
Product: cryptochrome circadian regulator 2
Exons: 12
Coding region: 23-1780 (585 amino acids)
Biological process (GO): entrainment of circadian clock by photoperiod; negative regulation of DNA-templated transcription; circadian regulation of gene expression
Cellular component (GO): cytoplasm; nucleus
Molecular function (GO): DNA binding; FAD binding
Source: RefSeq, a predicted model, not a curated record